UUGGUACGUCUCGUUACAGAGGGCGAUUUUUGUGGUCGCAAGGUUAACAUGAAGAAGCUACUGGCAAAGCUGAAAAGGUCGCAAGACCUGUAUAGGCAGGGCCCGUUUUCCUUGGCCGCGGUGGCGAAGCCGGACGUUGCCCUACUUGUUUUCUGCGGUGCAAGUAACGACGUCGUGGGCAGUCGCGAAAGCGCCAUGCACGUGGAUCGCGGGCGCACGGUGGCGUUCAUGCCUCCAUGUCUGGAGCAGACAUUUAAAAUCUUGGUGUUUUUUCGGGUCCCCAAACAUGCGCGGAAUCUACGCGCAAAAAAAACGGCAGAUUCCUAUAACAAGAUGCUGGAGGACCCACACACUUGUGUGAUCGGCCAACGUCCUGGAGAUGUGGUUUACGCUACUAACCAAGUGUAUCAUGCGGUGUUAUUGGGCUACAAGAAAGGCUAUACGAAAGAUGAUGAUAAGUGGGGAAUUAUCGGCGGAAACAUCGUAUUGAAAGCUGAAGAUCACGGGGCUGCAUUACGGUACGUAUCGGGAUCGACAAUUGGGGUUUCCAAGGGCUCGAGAGUGGCGUGGUUAAGAGUUCUAUCGGCUUUUACGCAUAUGGAGGGACGCGGAUGGAGUGAGGAGAAUUUUGAGGAGGAGAAGCAGCGAUUUCUU
This is a messenger RNA of Phytophthora sojae, 654 nucleotides long. RefSeq lists its product as hypothetical. The annotation marks the transcript as partial. NCBI's taxonomy places the organism in Eukaryota, Oomycota, Peronosporomycetes, Peronosporales, Peronosporaceae. The record is from RefSeq and is a predicted model, not a curated record. The transcript is spliced from 2 exons.